This is a messenger RNA of Entrophospora candida, 807 nucleotides long. NCBI's taxonomy places the organism in Eukaryota, Fungi, Glomeromycota, Glomeromycetes, Entrophosporales, Entrophosporaceae. The record is from the annotation of a GenBank genome assembly.
AUGGAUGCACGAUAUGCAAGACAAAGAUUUUCAGCGCCACAAAAAAGAGCGACUGAUAUCACUCCAGAUGACAUCGCUAGGAUUGCUAAACUUGCUCAGAGUCAGGACCCAAUAGCUUUACUGGGAGAAUUAUCACCAUUAUGUCAAUCAGCAUUACUUGGUAUUGUUGCCUCUCAAGAAUUUCUAGAUUGCAUACCACUUCCUGCAUUUUUACCACUUUUACCAAUUUUAGCCAAUCCUAGUGAAAUUGCAUCACUUAUUUCCGAUCCAAAGACUGAACUUCCAAAACUUCAACCUGCCUUGAUAGUACUCUCUGAUACAUUAUGUGAAUUACCAAAAUGUUCUGAUCAAGUUGUUGCAGAUGCUAUUAAGACAAUUCAAACCGGAUGUAAUCCAAAUGAUAUGAAAAACCCAGUAUUGCAAAUCCUAUCUCCUGCUAUCGUUUUCUAUUCUCCUGCGAGGGACACAAUGUGUUUUAAAGACGCUGGAAACCCAAGCCACUUUUGCUUAGUUGAAGAUGACAUCAACACUUCAAUCAGCUUACCUAAAUCUCCGUUCAAAAUUGCUGGCAGUGACUUUAUUGAUUCUAUUGUAUUUGCUGAUCCAACAGCCAUCUGCACUACAUGUAACAAGGCAAUUUUUAACAAUUUUGACAAUUUUAUCAAUACCAACGAUUUGGCUAAACAAAUUGUUGCUGGGGCUCAGGCUGCUUUGCACGAUUUUAGAGUUUGGUUUGCUGUUAAAUGUGGUGCCGGAUUUGAAGAUGGUAAGGUACCUGAUCCAUCAAAACCACCACCAAAAAAAUAA